AUGAAUCGGAUUCGAACAUCGGAAAGAAGAUGCAGAAAAUCUACAUCUUCUCAUCAACACAAUCACCUACUUGCCCAUAACCAAUCGGCUUUGUGGAGCAAACUUCUACACGAGGGCAGGACGCAGAAACAUCCAUGUAUGAAAGCCAGCUAAAAUACAUUUGAUUGAAUGAAACCUCGCAAAAAAAAAUUGGGGUCGUCAGGCGUGAAGUUGUGAUAAACAAGGAGUGUGGGGCGGUUUGUUUUUCCGCGUUUUUUGGCAUCAUGCUACCAACGGUGCAUGCUGCAAUCGGUUUUUUUUUUCUAAGUUGGAGCGGCGAUGCGGGAGCGAUGAUGACGGGCUGUCUGUCGUUGCCGGAUUUAUCUGCGGACGUCGAACAAUCACAUAUACUGUGUACUAUUCAUGCCAGAGUCUUCAAUAAAAAUAUGAAAAACAAAAUAUAUCUCGCAAUGUAACAACAGGUGUCGUGUGGUGA
Amoebophrya sp. A120 is the source of this 475-nucleotide messenger RNA. The record is from the annotation of a GenBank genome assembly. NCBI's taxonomy places the organism in Eukaryota, Dinophyceae, Syndiniales, Amoebophryaceae.